Asparagus officinalis (garden asparagus) is the source of this 1265-nucleotide messenger RNA. Its product is annotated as glycerophosphodiester phosphodiesterase GDPD6-like. Gene Ontology annotation, biological process: lipid metabolic process. NCBI's taxonomy places the organism in Eukaryota, Viridiplantae, Streptophyta, Magnoliopsida, Asparagales, Asparagaceae. The transcript has 7 exons. The annotation marks the transcript as partial. Gene Ontology annotation, molecular function: glycerophosphodiester phosphodiesterase activity. The record is from RefSeq and is a predicted model, not a curated record.
UCUGCAAAAGAGAAGCAGCCAUUGCAGACCUAUCGUCCGUAUAACCUCGCUCAUCGAGGAUCAAAUGGUGAGCUCCCUGAAGAAACUGCAGAAGCAUACAUGAGAGCAAUUGAAGAGGGUGCAGACUUCAUUGAAACUGAUAUUCAAGCAACUAAAGAUGGCGCAUUGAUAUGCAUGCACGACAUGACUCUAGAUGAUACAACCGAUGUAGCAGAUCAUAAGGAGUUUGCUGAUCGGAAAAGAACUUAUGAGGUUCAAUGGGAGAAUGUAACUGGAUGGUUUGCAGUUGACUUUACAUUAAAAGAGUUAAAGACACUGAGAGCAAAGCAGAGGUUUGCAUUCCGUGAUCAACAAUACAACGGAAAGUUUCGGAUAAUUACCUUUGAUGAGUACAUCUCGAUUGCACUUGCUGCACCCAGAACUGUUGGUAUCUAUCCAGAGAUAAAAAAUCCUAUAUUUGUUAAUAAAUACGUUAAAUGGGCAGAUGGAAAGAAAUUUGAGGAUAAAUUUGUUGAUACACUUAAAAAGUAUGGUUAUAAAGGAGAGUACAUGUCCAAAGAUUGGCUAGAAAAACCAAUAUUUAUACAGUCAUUUGCUCCAACUUCACUUGUUUACAUCUCCAAGUUAAUCAAUUCACCGAAAGUCUUCCUGAUUGACGAUGUUACCAUACUAACGGAAGACACCAAGCAGACCUACGAGGAGAUUACUUCUGAUAAGUACUUCGAUUAUAUUAAAGACUAUGUUGUUGGUAUUGGACCAUGGAAGGAUACUGUGGUGCCGCCCGUACACAAACGGUUGACAACGCCAACCGAUCUAGUCGCAAAAGCUCAUGCUCGAGAUCUACAGGUUCACCCGUACACAUAUAGGAACGAGGAUUCAUACUUAAAUUUUGAUUUCCACCAAGAUCCCUAUGAAGAGUAUGAUUACUGGAUAAACAAGAUGGGUGUUGAUGGACUAUUCACUGAUUUCACUGGUAGCCUUCAUCAAUAUCAAGAGUGGACCACAAAACAUUCUCGUUCUUGAAUCUCUUCCAGCAGACGCAACAGCUGAUUUCCUCAUACAAAAAGCAGUGAAGCGUAUUUAGUUAUUUGUUCUAAGAGUGAUCUCCUUCAGUCAAUAAGGUCAAGGGAGACUUGCUGAAGAUCAACCAAACAUUCUCCUAAGAGACCAAUUGAAUUUAUUUAAAUAUGAUCAUCCAUUAUUGCUUCAGCUGUAACUAUUCCUGCAGUAAAACGUGGAAGCAUCUUAAUUAUUUUUUGCUUUUG